AGGCCAUAACUGGAGCAGCUCUUUGGACAGUUCCUGUUUGGAUCCACAGGACGUGUUCUUAUUGGUCCAUCUCAUUUAAGCUGAUCUGAGGGGGUCCUCCCCCACCACAUCACUUUCUGUUCACUUCCUGUUUGGUCACAUGACUCUGAGGAGCAGAGCUUCAUUCACAAUUUGUUCGGCCAUGUUUUGCUGACAUAAUCAGACCCCGCCCCCUCUCCCCUCUGGCCCCGCACCAUGGCGCGCUGUGAUUGGCCGUCGUUUCUGUGCAUCCUGUGUGUCUCCAUGGCGACCGCAGUGACAUCAUCAAUCCCCCCAGACCAGGAGCCAAUCAGCAUCGUCUCCUGGGAACAGUCGUUGGCCUUCCCGUGUUUUCAGGGCUCUCUUCAGGACAAUGACACUCGGCGACUCGGUCUGGACUUCCAGAGAAUGAUCCGAGUUCAACACAUGCUUUACAUCGCUGCAAGAGAUCAUGUUUUCGCUGUGAAUCUGUCGACGGCUGCAGAAAACUUUGUGCCUCAAAUGAGUCUGACCUGGAAAUCUAAAGACGUGGGAAAAUGCACUGUGCGAGGAAAGAACAGCGAUGAGUGUUAUAACUACAUCAAAGUCCUGGUCCCUAAAGAUGACUCGACGCUUUUCGCCUGUGGCACCAACGCCUUCAACCCCACCUGUAGGAGCUACCAGAUGCGUUCUCUGCAGCAGGAGGGAGAGGAUGUGAUUGGACAGGCACGGUGUCCCUUUGAGUCGGGACAGUCCAACGUGGGAAUUUUUGCCGGAGGAGACUUUUACUCGGGCACUAUGACAGACUUCCUGGCGUCAGACGCAGUGAUCUACCGCAGUUUAGGCGAGGGACGCCCAGUACUCAGGACGGUUAAGUACGACUCCAAGUGGCUCAGAGAGCCACACUUUCUUCAUGCCAUCGACUUUGGGAACUAUGUCUACUUCUUCUUCAGAGAGAUCUCUGUGGAAUACACAGCCUUGGGAAAGGUGGUAUUCUCUCGUGUGGGUCGAGUUUGCAAAAAUGAUGAUGGAGGAUCUCCCCGAGUCCUGGACCGACACUGGACCUCCUUCUUAAAGGCUCGUUUAAACUGUUCGGUUCCCGGGGACUCGUUCUUUUACUUCGAUGUUCUUCAGUCGGUCACAAACAUUCUGCAGAUCCAGGGGCGCCCCGCUGUGGUUGGGGUCUUCACUACUCAGACUAACAGUAUUCCGGGAUCAGCGGUCUGCGCCUUCUUCAUGGACGACAUUGAAAACGUUUUUAAUGGAAAAUUUAAAGAACAAAAAACCUCAGAUUCAUCCUGGACUCCCUUGCCCGAAAACCAGGUCCCAAAACCCAGACCGGGCUCGUGUGCUGGAGACCCGCCCGCUGAGGAUUAUCGUUCCUCAGUCCAGUUUCCAGACCAGGUCCUGAGCUUCAGUAAGAGCUUCCCUUUGAUGGACCCGAGUGUGUGGGCCAUACUCAACCGCCCACUGUUCACCCAGACCACCUCCAGGUCCAGACUCUCCUCUCUGGCCGUGGACGUCUCCGCUGGACCUCACUGGGACCAGACUGUACUGUUCCUCGGGUCUGAGGACGGAAAAGUCCUCAAAGUCCUCCUCAAAUCCCACAACCAGACCUUCAGUCCGGUCCUACUGGAGGAGAUCCCAGUCUACAACCCUGUCAGGUGUGGCAUUCAGGGGCAGUCGGACAGGAGGGUUCUGUCUCUGGAGCUGGACAGAGAGAAUCGUGGUGUGUUCGUGGCCUUCAGGAGCUGUGUGGUCCGAGUUGCAGUGAGUCGCUGUGAGGUGCAUCGUGGCUGCCAGAGGUCGUGUUUGGCAUCUCAGGAUCCAUACUGCAUCUGGCUUCGGACUGGACGCUGUGAGAAUUUCUCUCCUGGAUUCAAAGCGGGGUUUGAGCAGGACCUGGAUGGAGACCCUUCUCUCUACACAGAAUCGUGUCACGGCAGCAUCAUGGCGACGACACGGAACCACGACUUGGCUGACUCUGCAUACGGAGUUGGUUCCCUCUCGGACUCUCAUGUUCACUACACGCUCCUCGUCGCCUGCGUUCUCGUGGCGUUCUCUUUGGGUGCCAUUUUAGCUGGGUUCCUCGUUUCUUGCUAUUGUCGAGGCCCCGCCCACCGAGCCACGCCAUUGGCCAAGGACCCGGAAGGUUCAUUACCUCACGCCCUUUCUCUACGCUCAUUGGCCAAACUCAACGGACUCCUGGACCACACCAGCAAGGAGCGGUUGGAUGUGUCCAGGCUCUACAGUUCUCUGGUGAAUGGGUCCGAGCUGAACCUGGUGCCGCCCCCUGAGCCGCCCGUGGGGGGUGCCGCGGACCUCAGCCUCUCUCAGACUCUGUCUCAUGCCGAGGGGGAGUUUGAGUCCACAUUACCCACUCCAGAGUCCAGCCCCAGACCCCGGCGCUGCAAGAGUCCAGACCAAGACCAGGACCAGAGCCAAGACCAGGACCCGAGCCAGGACCAGGACUACAGCCGGGAUCAUAACCAGAUCUGCCCCAGCGCAUCCUCUGACCACGAUUCCUCCGGCCCCGCCCCCUCCGGCCCUACUCCUUCCUUCGUAGCGUUCGUGGGACACUCAUCUGUGUUCCAGACGGCGGCGUGUAAGAGCGACAGCAUUCUGACCAAUGGGACGGUUGGGACGGCGCAGUUCAGCGACAGGAGAACAGCCAAUCAGGAGCCAGUGUCCACGGGGGGCCGGGCAUACCUCCUCCAGUCACAGACAUCACUGCCUCAGGUGGACGUCUCAGCGCUGGACGAGCUGCUGCGACACAUCCACGAGGUGAGCGCUUCAGGGACAGGAGGAAUCAAAGUCCUGACAUCGACCUCAUCUUCUGGGUUGUACCCCCCCCUGCACCCAAACCACCCCCACCUGCACCACCCUCACCACCCUCACCUGCAUCAGUCCCCCAAAGACGCGUCCCCCUCCAAAGCCCCACCCCCUCACAACAGCACCACUCGCACUCACCACUACACUCCCAAAUCCCAGGAUCAGAGCUCUGUGGGGCCCAAGCUCCUGGACCCGCUCCUCAACUCCAAACGCCAUGCCCCCCUGCAGCCCCGCCCCUCCAGCGGCCACGCCCCUAGACAGCUCGUCAAGAUGGCUGCCGUGUCGAGGACUCCCAGCCUCAACCAGGUCCAGACACAGGCCGGGUUUUUAGCCCGAAUGAACACGAACAGCAGCAGUAAUGGUCCCCCGAGGGGAGUUAAACCCUUGGUUAGCCUGACGCGGCAGCACAGCUACAGCGAAGGACCCAAACCUCAGAGAGUAACCGUGAGGAGGAGCCUGUCCCUGAAGCCACAGAUACCCCCAAAACCACUGUUUCUGCCCAACGCUGCUAUGCUAACCGAGACAUUAACCGAGACAUUACCGGAGACACUAACGGAGAGGCUAACAGGAGAUAGAUAUGAGAAAUAA
Messenger RNA from Periophthalmus magnuspinnatus, 3417 nucleotides. RefSeq names its product semaphorin-6D-like. The transcript is spliced from 23 exons. Gene Ontology annotation, molecular function: semaphorin receptor binding; chemorepellent activity. The coding region runs from base 235 to 3417 and encodes 1060 amino acids. Gene Ontology annotation, biological process: neural crest cell migration; positive regulation of cell migration; axon guidance. The record is from RefSeq and is a predicted model, not a curated record. Lineage: Eukaryota; Metazoa; Chordata; Actinopteri; Gobiiformes; Gobiidae.